This is a messenger RNA of Rhodotorula toruloides NP11, 456 nucleotides long. Its product is annotated as 40S ribosomal protein s13. The record is from RefSeq and is a predicted model, not a curated record. Gene Ontology annotation, cellular component: ribosome; nucleolus; cytosolic small ribosomal subunit. Gene Ontology annotation, biological process: translation. The coding region runs from base 1 to 456 and encodes 151 amino acids. Lineage: Eukaryota; Fungi; Basidiomycota; Microbotryomycetes; Sporidiobolales; Sporidiobolaceae. Gene Ontology annotation, molecular function: small ribosomal subunit rRNA binding; structural constituent of ribosome. The transcript is spliced from 5 exons.
AUGGGUCGCAUGCACAACCCCCACAAGGGUAUCGCCGGCUCGGCGCUCCCUUACAAGCGUUCCGCCCCGCGCUGGCUCAAGAUCUCGGCCGACGAGGUCAAGGAGCACAUCUUCAAGCUCGCUCGCAAGGGUCUCACCCCCUCGCAGAUCGGCGUCGUCCUCCGUGACUCGCACGGUGUUGCCCAGGUCAAGUCGGUUACCGGAAACAAGAUCCUCCGUGUCCUCAAGUCGAACGGCCUCGCUCCCCAGAUCCCCGAGGACCUCUACUGCCUCAUCAAGAAGGCCGUCCAGGUUCGCAAGCACCUCGAGCGCAACCGCAACGACAAGGACUCCAAGUUCCGCCUUAUCUUGAUUGAGUCCCGCAUCCACCGUCUUGCGAGGUACUACCGCACCAAGGGCCAGCUUGCGCCGACUUUCAAGUACGAGGCGGCGUCGGCUUCGACUAUGAUUGCCUAA